AUGGCGUACAAAGGAGGCAAGCCAACCCAGAUCGUUAUUACCAACGGAGGCGACAAGGAGAAUUCAAUUGAACUUGCUGAAAGCGCGCUCUCUAAGAUCCUGAUGGAGCCGUCUACAAGAAAUAGAAAAGUUGUUGUUGUAUCCGUUGUGGGCACAUUUCGCAAAGGGAAGUCUUUUCUUCUGGAUUUUUUCCUACGCUACAUGUAUUCCAAGGAUAAAAGUAACUGGCUGGGUAGCCCUCAUGAGCCAUUGACGGGGUUUCACUGGCGUGGAGGAGCUGAUCGCGACACUACUGGUAUUUAUAUAUGGAGUGAACCUUUUUUUGUCAAGCUUUCCUCUGGCGAAGAAGUUGCCGUACUUUUCCUGGACACACAAGGUUCAUUUGAUUGUAGAGCUAAUAUGAAGCAGUCGGCUACUAUCUUUGCACUUAGUACCAUGUUAAGCAGCAAAGAAAUCUUCAAUAUUAAGGAUAACCUGCAGGAGGACUAUCUGCAACAUCUACAGUUCUUUACGGAAUAUGGAAGAAUAGCUCUUGAAGCCGGAUAUGCCCAGACACCUUUCCAGCAUCUUGAAUUUCUCGUUCGUGAUUGGGCAUUCGCUUAUGAACAUCCUUAUGGCAGCAAAGGAGGAAUGGAACUUCUUAAUAAGCGUCUCGAAGUACCACAUGAUCACCUACAGUACGCUGACAAGAUUAAAUUGACUCUAAGAACGAUCUUGACUGCUACCUCCGAGUUAUGCAGUUACCUUUUGGUUGAUGAUGAUAUGCCAAAAGAAAAUAUAUCAUUACGUUCACACAUAAAGUCGUGCUUCUCCGAUCUCCAAUGCUACCUGAUGCCACAUCCUGGACUAACCGUGGCGAAUAGCCCCACUUUCAAUGGUCGUCUCACCGACAUUGACCCAACUUUUCUAAAACAACUGCAGGAUUAUGUUCCUCAUAUCCUCUCGCCUUCGAAUCUCACCGUAAAGAGCAUCAACGGGCAGGCCGUAACGUGUUGUGAGCUGAUGGAAUACUUCCGAGCCUACGUGAAAAUCUUCCAAAGCGGUGAAUUGCCUCAACCGGUUUCCAUGUAUGCUGCAACCGCGGAGGUAAACAAUCUGAAUGCCUGCAAUCGAAGUCGUAGCCUCUAUGUACAGGAAAUGAAUAUGGUUUGUGGACCUCGGCGGCCUUUUGUGUCAUCUCGAGUUCUUGAAGAAGCUCAUCACCGGUGCCAGGAGAAGGCUCUGAAGGAGUUUAGAAAGACGCCGAAAAUGGGUGGUGAGGACUUAGCCGAAAAUUUUGAAAAGAAGCUGGUGCAGGAGAUUGAUGAACUCUACAAUAACUACAAAAUGUCAAAUCAAAACAAGAAUACAGUUGAGCACUUUAAGACUCCCAUGGUCCUCUUGACCGUCAUUUUCAUCUUUUACCUGAUAACUGGUUUUCUGGAUGCAAUCGGUCUUACAAUGGUCUCCAACGUUCUGGUCUUCCCCUUCUGGUUGCUGCUCGCCGCCUUGGGCACGUGGAUUUUCGUCCGAUGCACCGGUAGUGGCCCCGAAUUCGGUGAACAAAUUGAUCGCGUUGCACAAGGGAUUGUUGAUAAUGUUUUUGUUCCAACAGUUGCGCAAGUUGGCCAAAAAGUGGCUGAGAAGACUAUCGGUGUUUCACCCCGGAUAUGA
Echinococcus granulosus is the source of this 1653-nucleotide messenger RNA. RefSeq names its product Atlastin-2. The transcript is spliced from 7 exons. Bases 1 to 1653 code for a protein of 550 amino acids. The record is from RefSeq and is a predicted model, not a curated record. Lineage: Eukaryota; Metazoa; Platyhelminthes; Cestoda; Cyclophyllidea; Taeniidae. Gene Ontology annotation, biological process: endoplasmic reticulum organization; protein homooligomerization. Gene Ontology annotation, molecular function: GTPase activity; GTP binding.